Bombus impatiens (common eastern bumble bee) is the source of this 3099-nucleotide messenger RNA. RefSeq names its product hemicentin-2-like. Gene Ontology annotation, biological process: cell-cell adhesion. Gene Ontology annotation, molecular function: cell adhesion molecule binding. The record is from RefSeq and is a predicted model, not a curated record. The transcript has 6 exons. Gene Ontology annotation, cellular component: cell-cell junction. NCBI's taxonomy places the organism in Eukaryota, Metazoa, Arthropoda, Insecta, Hymenoptera, Apidae. The coding region runs from base 75 to 2129 and encodes 684 amino acids.
CAAGAAGUAUCUCAACGAAGAAGAAUUUUCAAGAAAUAUUCAUUUAAUUACAAAUUAAAUUACUACCUUCCAAGAUGAAAUUCGCUUAUCUCCAAAGCAUCACUGUGAUCAUAUUUCUGAUAGUUGUUCGAAUUACUGGCGAGCAAAGAUUCGCGGAAACUCCAGCCCUGUAUCAAGAAGUUUCCUCCGGUGACGAUGUACAAUUAAGGUGCAGGGUACAGGACAAACGGGGUCAAUGUAUAUGGCAGAAGGACCGGAAACCAGUAGGUAUGCAUCCAGAUAAAUACGAAUGGGCCAGCGGACGCGGCAGCGAUUGCACCCUUCUUAUCAGGAGAGCCUCCCUCGACUUCGAUGACGGCUACUGGGAGUGUCAAGUCACCUCUGGUGACUUCACGCGACAGGACGCCUUAACUUCUUUACCAUCUCGUCUUUUAGUUAGGGUAAAACCCCGCAAACCACGGUUGGAAUAUGGAGGGACGAUUUUAAACUCCGCCCUAACUCUAAGGGAAGGCCAGGAAGUUACCAUUUCCUGCGUAUCAAGAUAUGGAAACCCACCGGCGCUUAUCAAAUGGUACAUAGGAGGGGAUGAAGUAGAGCCAUUAAGGGAGCAGACAAACGCGACAGAAGUAGAUAGUCCGAAAACCUGGGCAGCCCACAGCCUCCUCCGUGUCCGUGGACAAAGGGAAAACCAUGGUCUACCGAUUCGGUGCAUCACGAUGCAUCCAUCCAGCGUCGUUCCAACGUCUGCGGAAACACGACUGGAUGUGCAUUACUCUCCAGAUGUAAGAAUAGAAACGAAGCCCCGACUCCUGGUGGCGGCACUGGAGGAUUCGGCCAGCUUUAUGAGCCUGAAAUGCUUCGCGGAUGGCAAUCCCAGCGGAACGAUCAAGUGGUUCAAGGAUUCAACUCCCAUCGCGGUAACAAGCAACGUGGUGGCGUUGAUGCUAAACAGAACGCAGCAGAACGGCACGAUGACCGGCUCCGAGUUGAGAUUCGAGCCGGUCAAGAGAAACGAUGCCGGUCUCUAUUCUUGCAAGGCGGUCAACGUUAUCGGUGAAAGCACCGCGGCUAACUAUAGACUGGACGUACAAUAUAGUCCCAGAUUAAAAUCAGAAGAUCCUACUUACAACGACACCGCGCAAAAAUUCGAAGAAACAACUCUGCUUGGUACAAGCUUGGAACCCUUCGAAUGUAUAGAUUUUGAAGCAAAUCCUCCACCUCAAUAUCGAUGGGUGCAUCUUCGUGGUGGCAUGACGGAGACCAUCGAGAAUCCGCUGCAGACCAAAGACGGUGGUAAACGUUUACAUUUGAACAACGUGAUGUGGUCCGACGAAGGGGAAUAUCGAUGCGUGGCAUUCAAUGUGAUCAACGGAGUGAGGAGAGAAAUGCCCAGCGAGGCUCGUUACGUGCUCCACGUAACCGGACCGCCUGAGAUACAAGCGAGGCCGUCUUCCGGUGGAAAGGGCAUUUACGAGUCACUAGGAUGGGCCGGAGAACCGGAACACACUUUAAAGUCUCGCUUUUGUUCGAGACCUCCGCCUAGACUCGUUGCUUGGCAAUGGGGAAGCUCGCAUAUCAGAGCUGGCGAGAGUAUUCAUCCAAAAUACGAAGCACUAUCAUUAGAGCAUAUCAAGGAAAACGAUAUGCCAACUAAUUGCUACUGGGCCAAGCUAAUGAUCAAGGAUCUCCAAAUAGAGGACGCUAGAAUAUACACCCUCUUAGUAGAAAGCGAAAAGGGUAGAGAUUCCACUAAUAUCAAACUAACUAUUCGUGACCCAACGGAGAUGAGAGUAAUUGCAGCAGCAGCUGCAGUAGGGCUAUUGUUUUUUCUUCUUCUAGUAUUCAUUGCUGUAUAUUCAGUGUUAAGGUUGAAGAAUAGAAGAUAUCGUCGAGAAGAAGAUGGUAGCAUUGCUGCAGAUGCAUUAUAUAGCAAUACACCUACAGCAGAUAGACAGAAGAAUGUGAACUCAUCUCAAAAUAAAGCGUAUGUGAGAAAGACGAACACGGAGGGUGGAUUGGCUGUUACGUAUGAUUAUGAUCAGAUCACGAAGCAGGUGCGCGCCAUGAGCCCAGAAGCACUGAAAGUCAGGCGAGCACCAGCUGUUCUUCAACCACCAACCAUUGUAUAACUGUUGAUAUGCUCAUUGCCAUGACAAUCGUCGAUGACUGACGGUGAACUGUUCUAUUGUGACUUAUCUGUUACUGACCAUAUUGUGUAGGUCCGUCUUCGCUAAAAACAGGUCAUAUUUUGUAUUACUUGUGAUUGAAAAUUGAAAUAGCAGAAUUCAUAGACCCUCUAUGGUAAUGCUACAGAAUCUCCAUUUAUUUUUUCCUUAAAGAUGAAGUUUAUGUAAAAUUUGGCAAUAUUAUUGGUAUAUUGCCACAAAUAAAAUUCAAUAGAUGUGAUAAUUUCAUUACAAAUGAUAUUGACUGUGAGUACUUGACUGAUUGAUUUGGAGGAAUUUUCUAUUUUAUUAAUUGGAAAUUGAAUUAUUUGUUGUUGCUACUAUUGUUACAUUUUAAACUGAUUUUAAGCUUUAUUAAUGUAAUUUUGUAGUAAGUAGAUACUAGAUUUGUAAUAUUGUUUAAGCAACAUAAAUGCAUUUUUAUAUCAAUGUACUGGAAUUGUAUUUUUAGUAUUUGCGUGACUGAUCUCGUUGUUGAACAUCGUUUCCCUUGUUACAUACUCAGAGUCUUACAUCGAUACUUAAUUUUGCGACGAUAUGUUUGUGUAAAAAAAGAAUGCCAAAUAAUAAAUAUAUGUACAUAUUAGAUAAUUACGUAAAGAAAAUGCUACUGAGUGCUAUAGGAAAUACUUAGCUAAUUUUAAUAGUACUGUAUAUGAUGAAUCUUGCACUAUAAAGUAACAUUGUGUUCAGUGCAAUAAUGCAGCAUUGCAUCACAUUAAUUUAGUAUAAUGUAUUGUUAAUUCCAAAGCGUAAUAUUAAAAGAUAUUACAGUAAAUUUUAUAGAAAUAGAUUUUGGGAUUUUAAAUAUAUCAUCUAUUAAUUUAAAUUUCUCCUUUAUUUAUUUAAUAUCUUUAAACUUUCGAUCAUUGACAUCUUGACGCAAAAUAAGAUGUCCUACGUAACUAUGAAA